AUGGCGACGGCCGAUGUGUCGUGGCGGCCGUCGCAUGAGACGUUGCUCGUGGAUCCGCUCGCAGCCGAGGAAGACCGCGUCCGGCAACUGCGCCUCCAGCUCCGCGAGACCAAACUGCAGCAAGCCGCAGAGCGCGCGAUGCGAUCUGAAGAUCACUUGUCACGGCAGCACCGGUCGUACCUCUGGGCGAUUGAGGCGAAGCGCGUGGCGGACGAGCGGGCGAUGGAGGCGACUGCGCGACGCCAGAUGCGCGCCGAGGAAAACGAGCGCCGGCUCGCGUGGAGCGCGAUCGCUGAAAGGGAAAUGGACGACGCGCUCGCGGCCAAGCUCGCCGCCCGCAAGCAGCAGCGCGCCGACGAGCGCCGGCUUCGGCGCCAGCAGCUCCACCCGGAAAAGUACAUGAGCGACUGGACCAAGGUACAUGAUGGCGGCGGCCGCUUCUACUACCAACACCGCGUCACGGGGGCCACGCAGUGGGAGACGCCCGACGAGACGCCCGCACCGUCGUGGGAGCUCGCGACCGAUGUGAACGGAACCGUCUACUACAUCAAUGCGGCGACUGGCGAAAGCGUCUGGGACCUCCCGCCGUCAAGCUGGACCGAGUGCACGGGCGACGACGGUGCCGUCUACUUUUACAACCCGCUCACGGACGAGAGUACCUGGACCCGUCCGUCCUGAGCCUGACACAUGAUUUUGUCCCAAAUCUAUCAAGUUGCGUGUUUGUUUCAACUGAGACAUGCCGGCGACGACUUUAAUGCUGCAAUCCAGCACGCCAUCCACCGACCACUACGUCGAGAAGCCGAGGCAGACGAGGUUGAUGCGGG
Molecule: messenger RNA, 824 nt
Organism: Saprolegnia parasitica CBS 223.65
Lineage: Eukaryota; Oomycota; Saprolegniomycetes; Saprolegniales; Saprolegniaceae
Exons: 1
Coding region: 1-678 (225 amino acids)
Biological process (GO): mRNA splicing, via spliceosome
Cellular component (GO): precatalytic spliceosome
Molecular function (GO): RNA binding; protein binding
Source: RefSeq, a predicted model, not a curated record